CGUCCACUUCCGGCCAGGUCAGUCGGCGACGUGCUGCCUACGUCCACAAGCCACGCACAUCAACAAGGAGAUAGCAUUUCUUUGUAGCGGUCCGCUCUGAAAAACACGUCUAUUGCUCGCAGCUACUUCAACCAAAAUGAAUGUGGGUGUGGCACAUAGUGAGGUGAACCCGAACACGCGGGUCAUGAACAGUCGAGGCAUCUGGCUGACCUACGCUCUCGGUGUUGGAAUGCUUCACAUCGUGCUCCUGAGCAUCCCCUUCUUCAGCGUGCCCGUGGUGUGGACGCUCACCAACGUCAUACACAAUUUUGGGAUGUAUGUUUUCAUGCAUGCGGUGAAAGGCACUCCCUUCGAGACCCCCGACCAAGGAAAAGCCAGACUCCUUACACAUUGGGAACAGCUCGACUACGGCGUGCAGUUCACAUCUUCUAGAAAGUUCUUCACCAUCUCCCCAAUCAUUCUAUAUUUCCUGGCAAGUUUCUACACAAAGUACGACACGACACACUUUGUCAUAAACACUGCCUCGCUGUUGAGCGUGCUGAUCCCCAAGCUGCCACAGCUACACGGCGUGAGAAUCUUCGGCAUCAACAAAUACUAAGCUGAGUGUUAUAAAGUGCUGUGCCUCAUAGCAAGAUUAGUUAACCCCUGUAAUCUGUACCACCAAUGUGUGUACUAAGCUGUUUUGUACAAUUUGUGUAAUUGUCACUGUUGUCGUUUAGAUAUCAGGUUCAAGGUGAGAAGCUUAAAAAAAAAAAAGUAGAUUUGUAGAGGACGGGAUGCCAUAUGCAUUACUAACUUAAGUGAAUAUUUAAAAAAAAAAAAAAAUCCUUUGUUUUUUGGGUCUGCAUAGACCUGGGCUGGCCCAGGUUUCAGCAGUGACACUUUUGGUUGUUUGGUUGUGUUUUGUUUGCCCUUACUUCACACAGUGACACAAAGACUGAGCACGAGUCACAGUUUAUAGCCACAAUGAUGUCCUAAAUGUAUUUUUAAAGAUGUUUUCUUCCUAAGCGUAGGAGCCUGUGGCUCAUUGUUUAUUGGUACACUCUCAUUUUGUGAUGGGUGUCAAUCUUAUUCAUGCUGAGUGAAGAAUGAAAUCAUACCUUUUAUUUGCACGAUUUCCUUGGUAUGUGAAUCAUUUCUCAUUGUAACUCAAUCAGAUAGGGCAAGCAUUUUUCAUUGUACAGUUUUUUUGUGAAUGUUAUGUCUUGUAUGUUUUUUUUUUCAAGUCUUCUAUGUAGAAAUGGAGACAUCUAUUGUUGCCAGAUUAAGUGUUUACUGAGGCAGGUCUACAGUGUGUCUAUUACUAUGUACUUAUAUUCAUGUAGCUGCUUUGUUUCGAUUGACCUUUUGCUAUCAACAAGGCAGCUAGUCCUGUUUUGUUUGACCAUAAUUCAUAGUAAUCUUGAGCCCCUCUGUUCCUAACCUCAUUAAAACAUUUUGUGCCCUCAAA
Molecule: messenger RNA, 1450 nt
Organism: Myripristis murdjan (pinecone soldierfish)
Lineage: Eukaryota; Metazoa; Chordata; Actinopteri; Holocentriformes; Holocentridae
Gene: ormdl1
Product: ORMDL sphingolipid biosynthesis regulator 1
Exons: 4
Coding region: 137-598 (153 amino acids)
Cellular component (GO): endoplasmic reticulum membrane
Source: RefSeq, a predicted model, not a curated record